Messenger RNA from Micromonas commoda, 461 nucleotides. RefSeq lists its product with no specific name. Gene Ontology annotation, molecular function: acyl carrier activity; phosphopantetheine binding. Bases 13 to 381 code for a protein of 122 amino acids. Gene Ontology annotation, biological process: fatty acid biosynthetic process. The record is from RefSeq and is a predicted model, not a curated record. The transcript has 3 exons. NCBI's taxonomy places the organism in Eukaryota, Viridiplantae, Chlorophyta, Mamiellophyceae, Mamiellales, Mamiellaceae.
CACCCAGUCAAAAUGGCCGCCAUCAUGAACAUCUCCGCCUCCGCGCGCGUCGCCCCCAAGGUGCAGCUCCGCUCUGCCUCCUCCAAGGCGCUCAAGGCCAAGCCCGCGUUCGUCGCCAAGGCUUCCUUCCGCGUCAACGCCGCCGCGUCCGACGACACCCUCACCAAGGUCCGCACCAUCAUCUCCGAGCAGCUCGGCACCGACCUCGAUGCCGUCGCCGCCGACGCCAAGUUCGUCGACCUCGGUGCCGACUCCCUUGACACCGUCGAGAUCAUGAUGGCGCUUGAGGAGCAGUUCGAGAUCACUCUCGACGAGGAGGGUGCGGAGAAGAUCGCCACCGUCCAGGAGGCCGCCGACAUGAUCCAGGAGCAGAUGGCCUAAGCGCGCAAUAACGCACGUUCGUCGUAGUUGCUAGCAAUCUGACAAACCUUGGAGUGAUGAAAUCAAAAAAGAUUUUUUCG